AUGCCUAAACAACCCGCGAAGUCGGGCAAGAGGCUGAAGCGGGACGACGACCAUGACUCUGACGAUAGCGACGAAGACCUUCAACCCAUACAUUUUUUCGUCCCCGGCGAAAACAUCAAUGCCGCAGUCCUGGUUGAUUACAUCACACGAUGGGUCGAUCGCACAGCAAAGAUUACAUCGGCUCAACAUCCCACGGAUAAAUCACGGACUGGUUUCAGCGUCCUAGCGAAAAGAGCACUCAAUGCCGUUAGCAUUCGCGAUCUCAUCAAUGACUCGAGAGACUGGGACUUGGAAACACAAAGCAGAGAAUAUAGAAAAGAUCCGUACGAUUAUAGAGAAUCGGAUACAGCCAGGCGUCGGGCGAAAAAGGGUCCCUCAGAAGGCGGCACCAAUCGACCGCAGCAACCUCGGGUCAAACGAGACGUAACAAAUGAGCCUGCUGACGGCGGGCGACAAGAGAGAGUGACAGCGACAUCAAAUGUGGCGGCCAGCUCUCCUCAACCUGCGUACCACCAACCUCAACCUCAAUACGGCCAAUAUUCUGGUUAUUCCCAGCCGCAUAACAUGCAACCGAACCCCAGUCCGUACUAUCAAGGUCAAUCAAGACCCGACCAAGCCUCGCCGAGUCUCAACAUCACGGUGAACACGGCCACGUUUGCGCCGAGACCUGGACAACCUGGACAAUACAUGCCGACUGCAUAUCAAACCACGGGAUAUGCACAUACCCCCCAGCACGAAUCUGACCCGCCGCCCGCCUACCAGCAGUCUAUGAUCAGUCGUGGUCCUUCAAACCCGCAACCGCCGUCACAUCCCGGGCCCGACACCUUUGACGCGGCCAAGGCGGGGGGGACGAGCCGAAAUUUCCCUGCACAGGCAACGCGACAAGGCUCGACCGACUCCAAAGAGGACUUUCCUCGAUCCCAGAGUGCCCAAGACCGUCGACCGUCAACGCUUGACCCGUCGGGACGGAGAUCUGGACGUUAG
Messenger RNA from Fonsecaea nubica, 984 nucleotides. RefSeq lists its product as hypothetical. NCBI's taxonomy places the organism in Eukaryota, Fungi, Ascomycota, Eurotiomycetes, Chaetothyriales, Herpotrichiellaceae. Bases 1 to 984 code for a protein of 327 amino acids. The record is from RefSeq and is a predicted model, not a curated record. The transcript has 4 exons.